This is a messenger RNA of Pezoporus flaviventris, 4499 nucleotides long. It is a transcript of the gene ZBTB47, whose product is annotated as zinc finger and BTB domain containing 47. Gene Ontology annotation, molecular function: protein binding; DNA-binding transcription factor activity, RNA polymerase II-specific; RNA polymerase II cis-regulatory region sequence-specific DNA binding. The transcript has 6 exons. Lineage: Eukaryota; Metazoa; Chordata; Aves; Psittaciformes; Psittacidae. Gene Ontology annotation, cellular component: nucleus. Gene Ontology annotation, biological process: regulation of transcription by RNA polymerase II. The record is from RefSeq and is a predicted model, not a curated record. Bases 465 to 2618 code for a protein of 717 amino acids.
GGCCCCGGGGUUCCUGGCAGCCGGAGCCGCCGCCGCUCCGCAUUCCUCCGUCUUCCUAAAAGGGGCGAACAUGGCGAUGGGCAGGAUGAGGUGAAGAGGAGAAGGAGGAGGAAAAAGAAAAGGGGAAAAAAAGGAAAACGAGAAAAAUAAAAAAGAAAAGGAAAAAAGCGGGAGAGAGAAAGGAAAAAAAAAAAGGAAAAAAGAGGAAAACAGGGACGGGGGAUGCCAGCAGCGGCGGCGCGGUGAUUUCCUUCCCUCCCCCCUCCUCCUCCAAAAGGCAAAAAAAAAAAAAAAAAGCAGCAAAAAAGCCAGCCAAAAAAGAAAAAAAAAAGGCAAAAAACCCACCCCGCAUCCAACCCAGCAAACCACCCAUCCCAACAGUUCUUGUUUUUUCAUGGAGAGCAAAAACCCCAGGCAAGCGGAGGAGGACCGGGACUCCUUUGCGCGGAGACCUUUGCAUCAAAAUGCUGAUAGUCGAAAAAACGACUGACUACCCUUCGGCUGAGUACUCCCUGGUGGAGGAUGUAGCCCUCCACUUCACGUGUUUGAUGGACAGACUGAACGAGCAGCGCCUCUUUCAGCCGGACCUGUGUGACGUGGACAUUGUGCUAGUGCAGCACAAGAGCAUCUUCCCUGCGCACAAGGGAGUCCUGGCAGCCUACAGCCAGUUCUUCCACUCCCUCUUCACCCAGAACAAGCAGCUGCAGCGCGUGGAGCUCUCUCUGGAGGCUCUCACCUCACAGGGCCUCCAGCAGAUCCUCAACUUCAUCUACACCUCCAAGCUCCUCGUCAACUCCUGCAAUGUGCAGGAUGUGCUGAACGCAGCCGCCGUGUUGCAGAUGAACAACAUUGCCUCCUCCUGCCAGGACCUCCUCGACACCCGCUCGCUCAGCCUGGCCACUGACAUGGCCCUGCCUGCUGAGGGCUGUGCCGGACCCCCACCCUACUACUGCGAGAUCAAGCAGGAGGUGGAUACCCCCCAUCCCAAGAUCUACGCCCGGGAGGGCAAUGACCCCUAUUCAGUGCGGGUGGAAGAUGGCACGGGUGGUGGGACGCUUCCCCCUGGUCCAGCCAAGCAGUACUACAAGGAGGAGAAGGAUGGUGGUCCAGGUGCUGUCUGUAAGAUGGAGGGUGAGGAGUCGGAGGAGGACCUGGACAGCCAGGGCUCAUACAACCGGGAACAGAUCAUUGUGGAGGUGAACCUCAACAACCAGACCCUCAAUGUCUCAAAGGGCACGGAGGGGAAGGGAGCUGCCAGUGAGGCAGCUGUGAUGGGGAGGCCUGAUGGUGAUGGGCGAGACACAGAGGAGGAUGGGGAGGAGGAGAAUGAGGAAGGGGAGGAGGAGGAGGAAGAGGAGGAUGCGGAGGUGGGUGAGGAGGAGGAGGAGGAGCACAGUGAGGAGGAAGACCUGGAGGAGACGACUGAAGAAGAGGAUGACGACGACGAUGAUGAAGACGCGUCAGAAGUGAAAAGGGAAAAGUGUGGGCAGCCCCGCAGAGGCAGCCGGGCCUCCAAAGCCACCAAACCUGCCAUGGCAACCAGGUCUCAGGAGAUGGCCAAGGUGGAAGAGGAGGAGGAGGAGGAGGAGGAGGAAGAAGGGCAGCGAGGAAGGAAGAGGAAAAAGGAACAGGAUAGUUUGGGCCAGAAGGUGAAGCUGGAGGAGAAGCAGCACUACCCAUGCAAGAAGUGCCCCCGGGUCUUCAACAACCGCUGGUACCUGGAGAAGCACAUGAACGUCACGCACAGCCGCAUGCAGAUCUGCGACAAGUGCGGCAAACGCUUCCUGCUCGAGAGCGAGCUGCUGCUGCACCACCAGACUGACUGCGAGAAGAACAUCCAGUGUGUGACGUGUGGGAAGGGGUUCAAGAAACUCUGGUCCCUCCAUGAGCACAACAAGAUCGUUCACGGCUAUGCCGAGAAGAAGUUCUCCUGCGAGAUCUGUGAGAAGAAGUUCUACACCAUGGCCCACGUGCGCAAACACAUGGUUGCUCACACCAAGGACAUGCCAUUCACCUGUGAGACCUGUGGGAAGUCCUUCAAGCGCAGCAUGUCCCUCAAGGUCCACUCACUCCAGCACUCUGGGGAAAAGCCUUUUAAAUGCGAGAACUGCAAUGAACGCUUCCAGUACAAGUACCAGCUGCGCUCCCACAUGAGCAUCCACAUUGGCCACAAGCAGUUCAUGUGUCAGUGGUGUGGCAAGGACUUCAACAUGAAGCAGUACUUUGAUGAGCACAUGAAGACGCACACGGGCGAGAAGCCCUACAUCUGUGAGAUCUGUGGGAAGAGCUUCACCAGCCGCCCCAACAUGAAGCGGCAUCGCCGGACCCACACGGGCGAGAAGCCGUACCCCUGUGAUGUCUGUGGCCAGCGCUUCCGCUUCUCCAACAUGCUGAAAGCCCACAAGGAGAAAUGCUUCCGCGUCAGCAACCCCUUGGCUUCGGACACGGCCGUCCCCCAACCUGCCACCAGCCCUGCUCCGUUGCCUCCCGGCCCUGGCAUCUCCCCCCUGCCCCUGCCACUGCUCCAUCCCCUUCCACAGACCCUCCCUCCUCCUCCUCACCUACCGCCACCCCCUCCCCUGUUUCCUGCGGGCAGGGUAAAUUCAAACAACAACUAGGUGCCCCCAUCCCGGCCAUGUGCCUGCACAGACUGCUCAGCCCUUUGGGAAUGCCUCCCCCCAGGGGAGCCAAGGCUUUGCUUGCUCUCUACCCCUUUUCCUCCUCGUUUUGGGGUUGUUUUGGUAUGUUUUUUCUUUUUCUCACCCGUCGUUCUCCACAGAGAGGGGGAGCAGGAGGAAGCCCCCUGCACCGAGGAGCAUGGGUGUUGGGGGGGUAGCUGCCAUCCGUCCGUAAGGGUGUAGGUAAAAGGCGUCACUUUCUGUUACAUCUUCCCAUGCAUCAGCUUCAUCUUCAGCCAGGAUGCUGGUGAUGCUUGGAGGAGCAGGAUGCUGUGCCAUCCGGGGUUGUGCUCACCGGUGGUGCACUCCCGCUUGCUAGCAGAAUGAAUGCCUGCUGGUGCUUCGAUAUUUAUAAUAAGCCCAAAUCUAGUUAGUGGUGCUUGAAUCCCUGUACUGUAAAGCUGGUCUUUCAAUCCAGGCUCUUUUCCCAAGAGGCUGAGAGGUGAGCACCACAGAAGAGCCCCCGACAGCCCUGUCUGCCAGCCCCGGUGGCCCGCGGCGGGUGAGCAGAUGUCCCUGUUGGAAAGCUGUCAGCCUGCUCUCAUUAGCGGCCCUUGCCACGUCUUCCUUCCCUGUGACAGGUUUUCCUCCUAGGUAGGCAAAAGCACAAACACCAGCGUUGCAUCUCGGGGCAUCGGCAGCUCACUGCCGGUUCCCUUUUGGGGUGCCCUAAGGAGUCUGUCUCUGGUGUGCCCUUUCUGCUAAUCCCAGCAGGAGCUGGGCUCCUGGGGAUGCUCUGGAGUUGGAAAAUGUCUCUGGGAGAGCUCAGAUGGCCUCGGGACCAGCGGGAAUGUAGCCUGGGAUAGAGAAGAAGGAUACUGCCAUUUCUCAGCAGAAUUGGCCCAGAAUAGUGCCUUAACAAUUUGAAUAAACCCCUUUCUAAUGGGUGAGCUCCAGGCUAGGUCCCAUUGCAAAGUUCAGAGCUAAAGCCAGACCACAUUCAGCCUGACGAUUAUGUCUCAUCCUCCAGCUCAUUGCCUGCGUUGCUCUCCCAAGCUUUGCCACUCCCUUUGGGGUUGUCAUCUGUUUCCCUGCCCUGGCUUGGGGGGACCAGUGAGGGCUGUGUUUGAUUUGGUGAUGUCCCACGGUAUUGGUUAGCACUUCUUUGGCCAUGUAGUGUUUGUUGAAGCUGAGUUGGUCUUUGGUUUCACUUCAGGUUUGCUUCAUGCUGGUGGUAGGAGGCUUUGCUGUUAACUUUUUAUUGGUCCAAGCUGGGUAUCUCACUGCUGUGCUCUGCAUCAGGGAGUCACACAUUGGCCUGUCCAUGGCUGUGUGGUCUUUCUUCCAGGGGAAAUGUCCCCUUUGGAGCUGGGGAGAGCUGCAGAUGCUGCAGAGCAUCCAGCACAGGCAGAGAGGUGCUGGCCAAGAGGUAUUGCGCAUAGCAGUUGAUGUCUUGCUGUCAAGGCCAGCGCUAUAGAUGCAUGUGGUCAGGUCAUGGAGGAAGUCGUGAGCUAUUGGUAGGCAAGAAGGAAGAGAGGACCUUGAGCAGGCUGCAGGAGCCCUUUCUUAUUUGCAUCUUGUUCUGGGUGACAGCAGGGUGCUGGGCACAGUGGGCACAGGCCACAUCUGGCCCUGCAAGAAAUCCUGGUGCUUUGUCUCCUGGCCUAAAUCAGUAAAGUGCUUGGGCAGCACUGAGGCUGUCCCUGCAGAGGUGGAAGGAUUCAGCCACGUGCAAGGGGCUUUGCUGAAUGGGAACAUUCAGGAGCAUUGCCCUGAUAGGGACAGGACAGGGGAGCAUCUGCUGUUGUCCUGAGUACUCUUUGACAGAAUGGGUUAGGUGACUAUUGUUCCCUCCUGCUGAGUGGUGGUCCCCUGUGCCUG